Molecule: messenger RNA, 2530 nt
Organism: Mytilus californianus (California mussel)
Lineage: Eukaryota; Metazoa; Mollusca; Bivalvia; Mytilida; Mytilidae
Product: cell division control protein 42 homolog
Exons: 3
Coding region: 339-944 (201 amino acids)
Biological process (GO): small GTPase-mediated signal transduction
Molecular function (GO): GTPase activity; GTP binding
Source: RefSeq, a predicted model, not a curated record
UCCGGACUUUUUACAACACUUCCGUCAUAAAACUUGUAUAAAGCUAGUGGGAAUAUAUUUAGUGUGCUUUGAAUAUUAUAUUAACCGUAGACACAAACAUUUUGGUGAUCAUAAUAUCUGUAUUAUAUACGUAACAUACAUUUUUAUAUGUUAGGACAUAUGCAAUACUUGUGAGUCACAUUAUCUGAUCUUCUUGCAAAUUAAUAAUAGUUAUUUAUCUUAAUGAAACCUUGUGAGGCGUGACCGGAAAGUCGAUCGUAACGUCAUCUCGGUUGUUGUACUUUAAUUAACUGUCUUAAACAGAUAUACAAUUCAAAAAUGGAGAUUUAAAACUAAAUAUGAUGACGAAGAAAGGACCGAAAGAAGUGAAAUGUGUAUUAGUUGGGGAUGGAGGGGUAGGAAAAACAAGUAUGAUUCUAAGUUAUACCACAGGGAAAAUUAUGACUUCAUAUGAACCAACAUGCUUUGACGAUUAUUUAGUAAACAUCCACACACAUAAUGGACAAGAGAAAAUGCAGGUCUCUGAUACAGCAGGCCAAGAAACGUACGACCGACUGAGGACAUUAUCGUAUUAUGACACGGAUGUAUUUAUAGUCUGUUUUUCUGUGGAAGAUAAAGACUCACUGGAAAAUGUCAAAAUAAAAUGGAUUCCAGAGGUAAAAGAAUUCAGACCCAAUACCCCAUUUAUUCUCGUGGGAACACAAACUGAUUUACGUGGUUCAGUGACAGAUAUCACAGAUGCUUGUGUAAAAACUACAAAAGGAAAGAAACUAGCUAAGAAAUUUGGAGCUGUAGACUAUUUAGAAUGUAGUGCGCUAGAACUAAAUGGAAUGGACGAAAUAUUUACUGCUGCGUAUCAUGCUGCAGUAACUCCUAAAAAGAAACGACGGGUAUGGAAGAGUUUCAAAAGUGCUUUCAAACGAAAAUCUGUAGCAGGAAAAUGAAUGUACUAUGUACCUAAUCAAAACCCAAGUCCCUGUUUGUUAUUUCUGUCUUAGUAAGGAUGUUAAUAUAACCUCCUGGGUCUUAAUGAUUGUUGAUGUUGUCGAAUGUAUUUAUACUAGAUUACUUCACCGUCCAUUGUAUGAGGUGAUGGUUUUGAUCUUGUAUAUUGUGAUGAACAGUUGGAGUGUUUAAACUUUGUAUGAGAUAAUGAGUCUCACGUCUGCAAGAGCAAAUGCAUAUUUAUAAAUCAAUCGAAUACUCAUUUUUCUACUUCUUUUCUAAACACAAUAUGUUUACCUCUUGAUGUUUUCCUCCUUACCAUUUGGUUGGUGCCUCAUUGACCUACAUCCUACCUCACCUUUCAUUCAUAUUCGAAUAAAAAUUGUGUGUGUAUGUCUCUCUCUAUGUGUGUUUGUGAGAUUGACCUCAGGUACGCUAACGAACAUAUUUUUGGCAGUGUAAUUCAAGUAUAUAUAUAUAAUUAUAUUUACAAUAGGGCAUACAAUCCACUGUUUACAUCCUCAUCCUAUUGUCUCCCUUGGAAAGUUGUCUCAUUAGCUAGGAUACCACAUCUCCAUAGUUUUAUAAAAAAAAAAUGGUAAAAGCUAACUACGGCAAAUGAUGCAUGAGAAAGAAGGAAUCGUAUUUAUCAAAACCAUUUGAUAAAAAGCCGAUUUCUUAUAAUUGUGUUUUAUACACCAGUCUUGGUGUCAAAUUUCAUUCUCGAAGCGGUUAUACCAUCUAUGGGUCUAUACAUCUAUGGUUAUACCAUGUGGGCCAUCUGUUCAUGCGACAAAAGUGAGAGUUCGGCAGUAACAUAAAAGAAUAAAAAAUGCCUAUUGUUUGCGUAUAAAAUAACUCUUUUUAUCAUUUGAUUAUCAUCUUACAACCUUUACAGAUAAGCUCAUAGCCGAAAAAAAUAUUUAUAGCAAAGACAAUAUUAAUUACAUAUAGAAUAUGUAACUCGUGUAAUAAAAGGACUAAUACCGGUAUUUGCCAGAUUGAAUUUAUCCUUACUGACACAUUAACUUUUUACGGGAUUUAGGCAAUAACAUGUGUUUUAUUUAUUAUCAUCCUUUAAGCAAUGGUCAGAUGAAUAAGACAGAAAAGCUUAUGGUCAACUAUUAUACUGUGGAUUCAUUAUUAUUCGUUGGAUACCAAUUUUCGUGGGUACAGGUGAACCACGAAUUCAAAUGUUCAACGAAUUACAAAUGUUAAUUUGGUUUUGUAUGCAGAGAUUGGCAAAACCACGAAAUUAAAUAUCCACGAAAAUGCAAGUGUUCCUCAAUCCACGAAAAUUGAUACCCCCGAAAAUAAAUGAAUCCACAGUACAUUGUAUGUUAUAUUUUCUUAUCCAUUUGAUCAAAACAGCACAAACAGCUAAUUUACUUUACUAAUAAGAUAUACUCUUACAAACAACUUAUCAAAUUAUCCUAGAUUGGGUUUUGAUCUUGUAAGUUGUGAUAACAUUGAAUAUUUCCACGCCCCAGCAUUGGAUACUAGUAUGACUUACAACUCCUAAAUUGUACUGUAAAUAUUACUUUGAUCCAAGGAUAUUCAUAUAUAAAAACAUCAAUUAUUUUAA